Molecule: messenger RNA, 2079 nt
Organism: Dovyalis caffra
Lineage: Eukaryota; Viridiplantae; Streptophyta; Magnoliopsida; Malpighiales; Salicaceae
Source: the annotation of a GenBank genome assembly
AUGGACGCCGGCGAGCACACACCACCAUCACCGGAAACCCUCCCAAUGCAAAUAGAAACCGAACAACAACUACGGUCCCCCUCAGAGCCACCAAAAAUCCACCGUCUAGAAGAGUCCGUAGUAAACAGAAUCGCUGCAGGAGAAGUAAUCCAACGUCCUGUAUCCGCCAUCAAAGAACUAGUAGAAAACAGCCUCGACGCUCACUCCACUUCUAUAAGCGUCGUCGUUAAAGACGGUGGCCUUAAACUCAUUCAAGUCUCCGAUGACGGCCACGGCAUUCGUUAUGAGGAUUUGCCUAUACUAUGCGAGAGGCAUACGACGUCGAAGCUGACUAAUUAUGAGGAUUUACAGUCGAUUAAAUCAAUGGGGUUUAGAGGAGAAGCAUUAGCUAGCAUGACUUAUGUAGGUCAUGUGACUGUCACUACUAUUACUCAAGGCAAAUUGCAUGGUUAUAGGCAAGUAGAGAACUUGUUCUAUAACAUGAUAGCAAGGAGGAAGACACUCCAGAAUUCAGCGGAUGAUUACUCAAAAAUAGUGGACUUGCUAAGCCGAUUUGCUAUUCAUCACAUAAAUGUGAGCUUUUCUUGCAGAAAGCAUGGAGCAUCUAGAGCAGAUGUCCACUCAGUAGCCACCUCAUCAAGGCUUGAUUCCAUCAGAUCUAUUUAUGGAGUUUCUGUUGCUGUCAAUCUAAUGAAAGUAGAAGUUUCGGAUAAUAAUCCUUCAAGUUCAGUUUUUGAUAUGGAUGGAUUCAUUUCUAAUUCAAAUUAUGUUGCAAAGAAAACAACAAUGGUGCUUUUUAUCAAUGAUAGACUAGUGGAAUGCACUGCUUUGAAGAGAGCUCUCGAAAUUGUUUAUGCUACCACCUUACCAAAAGCUUCAAAACCCUUUAUAUACAUGUCAAUAGUAUUGCCACCUGAGCAUGUUGAUGUGAAUGUGCAUCCAACGAAGAGAGAGGUCAGCCUUCUGAAUCAGGAAGUCAUUAUUGACAAGAUACAAUCUGCUGUUGAGUCAAAAUUGAGAAACUCAGAUGAGGCAAGGACAUUUCAAGAACAGACAGUGGAUCCCUCUCAAGGUGGCUUUUCAAGUGCAAGAAAGGAUUCAAAUGUUAAUCCCUCGCCUUCAGCUUAUGGGUCAAAAUCGCAAAAAGUUCCAGUAAAUAAAAUGGUAAGAACUGAUGCCUCUGAUCCUGCUGGAAGGUUGCAUGCAUAUUUGCAAGGCAGGCCUCUUGCUCCUCUUGAAGGGAAUUCUAGCUUGGCUGUUGUGAGGUCUUCAGUUAGGCAAAGAAGGAACCCAAAGGAAAGUUCAGAUGUUUCUUCUGUUCAGGAGCUUGUUAAUGAUAUUGAUGGAAACUGUCAUUCAGGUCUGCUGGAAAUUAUAAGAAACUGCACGUAUAUUGGGAUGGUUGAUGAUGUUUUUGCAUUGCUUCAGCAUAGCACACUUCUGUAUCUUGCAAAUGUAGUGAACUUAAGCCCCCUUCAAGAGCUUAUUAUGUUGGCAUUGAAGGAAGAAGACUUGGAUCCAGAAUCCAUCGAAAAUAAUGACCUGAGAGAGAAGAUUGCAGAAAUGAACACUGAACUGCUUAAGGAUAAGGCAGAGCUGCUACUGGAGUAUUUCUGCAUCUGCAUUGACUCUCAUGGGAAUUUGUCUCGGCUUCCUGUCAUACUUGACCAAUAUACACCUGACAUGGAUCGGAUUCCUGAAUUUGUUGAUUGGGAGGAUGAAAAGAACUGUUUUCAAACAAUUGCGGCAGCUGUUGGGAAUUUCUAUGCCAUGCAUCCUCCUCUGCUGCCCAAUCCCUCAGGUGAUGGCUUACAAUUUUACAGGAGGAAAACUGAAAAGAAUCACAAUGAUGAAGAAAAUGCCACUGAUACAGGAGAUGUUGAAGUGGAGGAUGAAAUUGAGCAUGAACUACUGUCGGAGGCAGAGACUGCAUGGGCCCAGCGUGAAUGGUUAAUACAGCAUGUAUUGUUUCCCUCCAUGAAACUCUUUUUGAAGCCACCUACUUCAAUGGCUGCAAAUGGGACAUUUGUUCAGGUAGCUUCGUUGGAGAAGCUUUACAAGAUUUUUGAGAGAUGUUAA